Messenger RNA from Funneliformis mosseae, 926 nucleotides. The record is from the annotation of a GenBank genome assembly. Lineage: Eukaryota; Fungi; Glomeromycota; Glomeromycetes; Glomerales; Glomeraceae.
AUGUCGAAUGGAAAAGCUGUUGGAAUCGAUUUGGGUUCGACAUAUUCUUGCGUUGGAGUUUGGAUAAACGAUCGAAUUGAAAUUAUUACUAAUGAUCAGGGUCAUCGUACGACGCCUUCGUAUGUCGCUUUCACCGAAUCAGAACGUCUUAUCGGUGAUGCCGCAAAAAAUCAAGUUAAUAUGAACCCUUAUAAUACCGUAUUUAAUGUUAAACGUCUCAUUGGUCGUAAUUUUAGCGACGAAGUUAUUCAAUCCGAUAUUAAGCAUUGGCCAUUUAAAAUCAUCGAAAAGAAUGGAAAGCCUCAUAUCCAAGUCAGUUUCAAAGGCGAAAAGAAAGAUUUCACACCCGAAGAAAUUUCUUCUAUGAUCUUGGUAAAGUUAAAGGAAACUGCAGAAGCUUACCUUGGUACAAAAGUUAAUAAUGCCGUAAUUACUUCACCAGCUUACUUUAAUGACUCUCAACGUCAAGCAAUAAAAGAUGCCGGUGAAAUCGCUGGUUUGAAUGUUUUACGCAUAAUUAAUGAAGCAACCGCGGCGUCUAUUGCUUAUGGUUUGAAUACAAGAGCUUGUGGUGAAAGAAACGUUCUAAUCUAUGAUUUGGGUGGUGGUUCUUUUGAUGUUUCACUCCUAACUAUAGAAGAAGGAAUUUUUGAAGUAAAAGCAGUUGCUGGUGACACACAUCUUGGUGGUGAAGAUUUCGACAAUCGACUUGUAAAUCAUUUCGUACAAGAAUUCAAUCGAAAAUUUAAGAAAGAUCUUACAACCAAUGCACGUGCUUUCCGUCGAUUAAGAACAGCUUGUGAACGUGCAAAGCGUGAACUUUCAUCAUCAUUAAAAGCUUCCAUAGAAAUAGAUUCCCUUUACGAGGGUAUCGAUUUUUAUACCUCCUUAACACGUGCAAAAUUUGAAGAAUUGAAUCAAGACUU